CCUCCGAUGCGGUGGGAUUAGUCAAACCGUGGCGGGGAGCCACCGAGCGGGGGUCGGGAGACGAACCGGUUCGGUAGACACACGCUUCAGUGCCUUUUCAGCAGCAGCCUUCCUUCCUUCCGGCUGCCGGGGAACAAUGGUGCGGCAUCGGACUGACAGGCUCUCGGGGCAACGUGACUUCCUCCGUCCAAUCAGGGCUUGAACACCACGAAUCAGCAGCCGCAGAGCUCUCGAAACACGCAUUUUGCACUGGCUUUGGACACCAGGCAAUGCAAUGUCGUCAUCCUGUGUGAUACAGUUGCAUGUCCGUGGAAACUCAUCAAGAGAUGAAAGAGACCAACAGGCAAAUUGCUGCCACUCCCGGAGGCAUUAUUGUAAGGAGGAACUUAUAUAUUUGGGAGGACGUCAACUCUGCUGGCAGCACGCGUUUAAGCCGAGCGGGAGCACCUGAAACCUUUUAAGCCGAAAAACCGAGCGCUGAGCCACUGUAGGGCCAUCAUGUACCAGGCAACUGCCACCCAGCGAGCAGACAACACCAUCCCCAGCAGGGUCAUGGAGGAGUCUGAGAUCUGUUCCGUGCCUGGGGGACCCGCCAGUGUUAGAAAACAAUUUAAGACCCAGGAAACUAUCUCCACCACCACAUCACAUGUAACCCAGUUCCAUUUUCAGCACAGCGGUGUGCAGGAAAUGUCACACUCAGAGAUCUCAGUUUCAAGUGGUGGGCAACAGGUGGUCACGGGCAGUCAGCAGCUACUUUCCAACCGAGAAACAAUGGUGUCAGACAGUGGCAAAAACAUGCAUUACAGCAUUGAAAACCAUGAAAAUGAAGAAGAGGAAUUUCCAAGGUACACAACAAAGGAACUGAGGGCUCACUUUGAAAGAACCAUUGAGGAAGCGGCCCCGCACAAACCAAUUAAGAUUGGACGUGACAUCAGUCGGUCAAAGUGGUCCUCCAAUGUGACCCAAAGCAACACGGUGGCUAAUGAGGUGAACCAAGAGUCAGCGGUCCAAGAAGAAGAGGACGCACAAGAAGCAGUGAUAGAAUACGAGGACUUUCCACCGCCGCCACCACCGGCUGUAGAAGACUCUGAUUACCUUCCGCCGCCACCACCGGAUUUACUUCAAAUGUCAUCAGGCAUUGAAAAUAUUGCCGUCACUCAUUACUCACUUGAGGAACCUCAAGGACCAGUAAACCCGGCCAAAAACCUUCUCAGCAAAGAAGCUUAUAUCAAGCAGAAAAGCAUGUCGGAGCUGAAACGUCUAUACAAGCAUAUUCAUCCCGGGGUUCGGAAAAAUAUCGAAGAGGAGUUCUACAACGAAUACAACGAGUGUGUAAACAACCAGCAUGAUAGCCAUGCAUACAUGUAUGAAGAUGAAGCAGAUGUGACUGAUGAGGAAUACGAAUGGGAAGAAAUUCUGCCCGGAGACGUGCAAGCAAGGCGCUGGAUGUUUGAAAAUAAGCCGCUAGAUGCCAUCAAAGAUGAAUCCCCGGAUGGAGAUGAAGAAGAUAACAAGAUUAUAGAGAAAGAGAUGAUUCUCGGAAAGGACGUGAGACGCACGGCGUGGAUGUUCGAGACCAAGCCGAUGGAUGAGCUGGGUCCACGUGCAAGCGACUCCAUGGAAUAUAGGAACAAGUUCAACAAGUUUGACAAGGGAGACGUCCGAGCUGCAGCGUGGUUGUUUGAAACCCAAACGAUGGACCGUCUGAAUAAAAUGCACCAAGAUGAGGAGCUCACCAAAGAGGUGGUAUUUACAGAAGAGGAUGGAAAUGCCACCAUUUACAUGAUUGACAAUAAGUACAUGGAAGGUCUCGGACACACGGAGACAGUCGACGAGAGUCAUCUGUUGAGCUUAAGAACGGUCAUCGAAGAAAUCAAUGAAGAGGAGAAAACCAUAACAAGCACCUUUGACACUCAGUUUAAAUGCUUCAUUAUGGGACAGUCCAGUCAGAUGCUGGAGAUCAAAUCCGUGCGCAAAAUUGAAACCGAGCUAGAGAAUUCCAUUGCGUCACGCUGGCUUUUUGAUACUCAGCCUCUUGAUGUGAACGAACCUCUUUCAUCUUUCAAGCUGGUGUGUAGUCUUUCGAUGGAAGACAGUAACAAAGGAGACUGGGGCCGAUGGUUGUUUGAGAUAAAGACGUUGAAUUCCCUUACCGAGUUAGAAAGCUCAAAAAAUGAGGAGGUCGCUGGCGCGGACGUGCGCAAACACUGCUUAGUGUUUGAAACACAACCAAUGGACUCUCUCAAAGAUAAUUCAAAUGCCACGUCUCAGUCUGUUGAAGAAAUUAUCGGGGGUAACGUUAGAUCGGCGAGAAACUUCUUUGAAAGCAGCCCUCAAAUGGAGAGGAAGAACUGCCCUGAAGUUGGCAAACUUAAAAAUGCGCUAGUGGAUGAAGACAUAAGAGGUGAUGUGAGACAUCAAAAGUGGCGCUUUGAGAGUCAACCUCUAGAGCACAUACGAGAGGAAAAGAAAGAGAUAACUCGCACAGUAAACAUCGAGGAGGACCUCUUACAAGAGGAUGGCACAAUUUGCAGAGCAGACGUUCGGAGGAAUUGCUGGGUUUUUGAGACUCAGCCAAUGGAUAUGUUAAAAGAUGAUUCAAAUAGCCUCCCCUUGACAAAAGAGGAAAUUGUUGCAGGUGAUGUGAAAUCAGCCAGGAAUUACUUUGAAACUAUUCCAAUUGAAGAGCCUAAGGAGCUGGCAGAAGUGGGCAAACUUAAGAAAAUGGUGUUGCCAACUGAUGCGCCUAAGGAACUUGCAGAGGUGGGCAAGUUGAAGAAAAGGCUGGAACCUGAUGAGGAGAGGGGAGAUGUUCGACAUCAGAAAUGGAGAUUUGAAAGCCAACCUUUAGAGCAGAUUCGAGAUGAAAAGAAGGAAGUUGUCCGAACGAUCGACUUGGAAGAAAUUGAAAAAGUGGACGUGUCAAACUAUAAGCAAAUCUUUGAGAGCACCGAAUUCAACAUAAGAGAUGAGUCUCAAAAGAUCACUAUUGAGGGUGUCACAAGUGGCUCAGUGCAAUCCAACAAAAACUUGUUUGAAUCGGGGCAAUUGUAUGCCAUGCAGGACAGCUCCGGCCACUACCACGAGGUGAAAACAGUGCGUCACGAAGAGAUAGUGAGCGGAGAUGUAACAACAUACAAAUGGAUGUUUGAAACACGACCGAUUGACCAAUUUGAUGAAAGCAUUGACAAAUACCAAAUAAUUAAGGGUAUAUCCAAACAGGAAAUAGAAUCUGGGGAUGUUAAAACUGCCAAGUGGCUGUUUGAGACACAGCCUCUUGAUGCCAUCAAGUAUUUCAGCAACAUUGAAGAUGAGGAAAUGCAAACUAAAAAUCAAGAAAUUAUGAAAGGAGAUGUAAAAAACUGCAGGUGGCUUUUUGAGACACAACCAUUGGACAUUCUGUAUGAAAAAGUGGACCGAAACAGUGAAAAUCAGUCUGAAGAAAUGCUAAAAGGUGAUGUAAAAACAUGCACGUGGCUUUUUGAAACGCAAGCCCUUGAUACAAUACACGACGAGACAGAAACCAUAUUGAAAUCAUGCACUGUGAAUCAAGAGGACAUUCAAGGGAAAGAUGUCAGGACAACGCGUUUUCUCUUUGAGACAGAAAAAUUGGAGAAUCUCUCUGAUAGUUCAAGUUCAUAUAAGCGCGUCACAGAGAUUGAUAUUGCAUCCGGAGAUGUGUCAAGAAAGAAGCACAUUUUUGAACACGGCACAUCUGAUAUCAUGACAUCAACGUCGGAGGAAAUGAUGCAACAUCUUAAGAAAGUUCAGUCUGAGGAUAUCCAGAAAGGAAAUGUCGUGACCUGCAAAUGGCUCUUUGAAAAUCAAUCCAUAGAUACUAUACACGACGGCCAAGAGGAAACAUUGACGGGCCGCACAGUGAUCGACGUACAAGGAGGAGAUGUAGACAAGGGCCGUUUCAUCUUUGAGACCUUCUCCUUGGAUAAAAUUAAGGAGGCAGCAUCUGAAACCGAGCUGUCGACAUCGCAAACGAUUGCUCGAAACGAUGAAGAGAAGGGCGACGUGAGAAAUUACACAAUGCUCUUUGAAACUAAACCUCUUUAUGCUAUUCAGGACAAGGAGGGUCAUUAUCAUGAAGUUACCACAGUCACCAGCGAGGAGGUGACACGUGGAGAUGUCAUCGGAACUCGAUGGUUGUUCGAAACCAAACCCCUUGACGCCAUCAAGGAUUCCGAUGAGGUUUACGUCAUUAAAUCUGUAACGCAGCAAGAUGAGCAAAAAGGGGACGUGACCGCUGCUAAGUGGAAGUUUGAGACACAACCUCUUGAUAGGAUUUCUGAAGAAGACAGGACUUUCAGAAAAACUGUGGAUGACGUUCAAGGGGGCAAUGUUCGAAUGAAUAAAAAUCGCUUUGAGUCUGAUAAUAUGUUGCAGGACACUGUCAGAACAGUUAAUGUAAGUGAAAUACAAAAAGGUGAUGUCAGGUCGGCCACGUGGAGAUUUGAAACUCAGUCAAUUGACAAAAUAAGAAGCCUGAGCUCUGAAAACCUGCUUGAGACGGUUAAAAAAGAAGAGGUGCAAAAGGGGGACGUGAAGCAGUCAGUUUGGCUGUUUGAGAAAAACCCUUUGGACCACAUUAAAGAGGUCGAUGAGGAUGAGGAGACAAGUGUCAAUCGAGAAGAAAUAAUCAAAGCAGAUGUAAAAUCAACGACGUGGCUCUUUGAAACAACGCCUUUUGAUAACUUUAAUGAGACAAAAAUGGAGAAGACGGAAAUCUUGGGCAAGAGUGUCAAAGGGACACUUGAAGAGCUUUACAGUCAGAAAAUGGUGACAUCGAAAGGAAUACUCAUCGAAGCUGAUGAAAUUGGGGAUGUCAGGAUGGCAAAAUACAAUCUAAUGAAUCAGCAGGCUCCUGAGAUUCAGCGGGAGGAAGUCAUUAGAGGGGAUUUGCAGACUAUUAUGAUGAACCUCCUAAACAGGCAGGAACAACAGGGUCGGCAGGUGGUCAUCGAGUCAGAGGAGAAGGGUAACAUCAGUUCAACAGUGUGGCAACUUUUCAACCAAGAGAACAACAAAAAUAUUGAAAAGGAAGAAAUUGUUCGAGGGGACAUUCAGGAAGCCAUAAAUAACCUUUUCAAUGAGAGUGUCCCAGCUAAACAUGGCCUUCUCAUUCAAGAAGACGAGAAAGGUGAUGUACGGAUGACAAUCUAUUCCCUUCUGAACAAACAAGAGCAUUUUAGUGUUGAAAAAGAGGGCGUGGUAAGAGGCGACAUAAAACAUGCUCUGCAAAAACUGUCCAGCCAAGAUGAGCCUGAUCUUACAAAUAGGAUAACAGUGGAUGAUUCUGAGAAAGGAAAUGUCCAUUUUUAUUCUACGUGUAUUGAAUCUGGGGCCCUCAGUUAUCUGAAACAGCUUCAUUUAGAACCAGAUGAAGUAUCAGCUGACACUGUUGAGAAAGAAAAGAUAAUUGGUGGGGACAUUAAGGGCAUGAAAGUCAUCCUUAGUCGCAAUCAAACUCAAGUGGAGCGCACAGUUGAUGAUGUAAUACCGGGUGAUGUUCAUAACACGGUCAAAGUUUUCAUGACAGAGCCCCCCGUCUCAACAGAGAGCCUCCAAAAGGAGGAGAUUGUGAAAGGGGAUUUGAAAGCUGCGUUGACUUCAUUGUCAGAGUCGGUUAAACAGACGGUUGUUGUAGAGAAGGAGGAGGUGGUGAAAGGAAACAUACCCCAAACAAUGCGUAGCCUGGAAAGGGCACAGCAUCGUCACAAGGAAGUGGAGAAGCCAGAUAUCAUCCCUGGGAACAUCAAAGGAGCUAAGAGAUCCCUUGAGAAAUCUGCAACUUCUCGAGUUGAAGCCCACAUAGAGGAUUUAGUUUCUGGAGAUGUUAAGGCCACUUUAAGAUCCCUUGAGCUGGCAAAGCAAGCAGUGCAUGAGGUGGAAAAGGAGGAAAUUGUGAGGGGUGACAUUCAUACAGCUAUGCAAUGUCUGCAAGAUGCUUCUGUUGAAAAGAGACCGUAUCAACAGGAGAUUGUUGUCCAGGGGGACGUCAAAGGAACAAUACAGCUCUUUAUGGAACCACCUUCCUCUCCCAAACUGCAAAGAUGCUCAAGCACUGAGGAAGAAGUAAAAGGUGAUGUCAAGAUGUCAAUUAAGUCCUUAUAUGAGACACAAGAGCAAACUUUAGUAGAGAAAGAAGAAGUGAUAAAAGGUGACGUAAAAGGCACAAUUAAAUCGCUUAUGGAAACGGCACAGCGUGAAACUCCCAAAGGAAAAGUCGGCUCCUACAGAAGAGUUAGAGUUAAGCAGCGGCCUCCUGUUAAGAAUUUAAAUGCCGAGACACAGAGGAACGCACAAAAAAUCAAAACUGCCGUUUCAGCUGAAAGCCAUUCUGUUGCUAAUGAGACAAAAACUGUUCAAUCACAGUCUUGUACGGUGGAAAGGAGGACCACACAAUCAAAAACUGUUGUCGAGCACAAAACCAUAACGCAAAGUCAUGGCAUCAAAACAUUAAAAACUGAAUUCUGCAACCUUAAGCCAAAAGGAAUGAUACGAUUAAAUAAAACUAAAGUACAAUCAACUGUUUACACCCCCAAAAGACAAGUGGCGGAGCCUGAUAUGCCUCUUCCUCCUCCACCUGUAGUAGACAUUGACCUCCCUCUACCCCCUACGCCGCCCCCUCCCUGUGUGGAUUCGGAUAUCGACCACCUCCCUCCUCCACCGCCACCAGCUACCAGUGAGCAGGAAUUCCUCCCACCACCACCACCUCAGCGAGAAAUGGAAAAAAUCCUCAAACAAUCAGUUCAUGUUUCACCAGUGGAGGCCAAAAAGAUGAAGGUAAAGAAAGUCAAAGUUCCACCUUUGUGUCCUGUCCCGAAGCUUGAGCCUAAAGUGGAUACAGUCCAGUCCAUUAGUACGACAUGCUCAUCAAAAACAAUUGAAGUUCCGCCGCCACCGGAAUCGCCACGACCGCCGAGGAAAGUUUGCAUCUCCCCUAUAAAAUUCACUCCACCACCUUCACCACCUCCUCAAAUGAGAGUGAAAACAAGCAAAUUCAAUACCCCAUUAAUAAAAGCGGAGGAAAAGUACCGGAAGCAUAAGGAGGAAAGCACUCCUCCGACCACUCCUACUCCGCCUUAUGUAAAUGACUCACUUACGGCAGCUCUUAACAUUAUUGCCACCGAAGAUAUAAAGCACACGAAAAACAUACCAAAAAUAAAACAGGCAGCGGCUGAAAAUGCUGCUUUGAUGCUUAAUUUAGACUCAUCAAGUGAUGCAUCCAAGCAGAUUGUUAUCUCCAAUAGCAUUCAGAGCAAUGUCAGCACAAGUCAUGAAAGAAUUUUCGCAGGGUCUGCCACAAUAUCAUCUGCCAAACAGGAAAUCAUUUCUAACGAGGCUUCUAAAGUCGUUUCUGUUCAAAAGAGCUCUACAGUCACCGCUACGAGACAAAGUGCGCACACGACAAAACAGAAAACGGUUUCUCUUUCCUCCCAAGUGUCGACUCAGGCUGUCAUUGCUGACCAAAUUCGCACUGCAGUCACUGAUUUUGCAGAAACUGAAAAAGAAACUGCUGUUGAGAAGAAAGCUGUAAAAAAUCUGGAUGCAAAGGGAACUGAUGUAACUGAAAGAAAGCUGGAUGACGGAACAAGCAUGGAUAAUGCAACAGGCCUCGUUAAAAUGGUGAAACCUGAAACCACCCUACAGAAUUCAAAGAAAUCCCAAUCACAGUCCAGGAGAAAAGAGAAACUAGAAUUACCCACUAAUCAAUCUCCCGCCAAGAAGCAGGACACUGAUUCUGAUCCCCAGAAACAAACAGACAAAGCAGAAGCCAUUGACACUGUGAAAACAGGCACAACAAACCAAAAGGUGAAAAAGAAUAAGGAGGAAAAGCAAAUUGAUGCAAAGGUAGAGGAAGUGAGAAAAACUGAGGUAAAAGUAAUAAGUGAGUCAAGUGAGAUAAAGACAGAAUUAAGGCAGGAAUUGACAAAAGUGUCUCCCAGCCCAGCUGAGGAGAUUACAAUGAAUUUAACAGACAGCCAAACAGUGAUUUCCACACCAGCAAAGAAGAAAAAGAAGUCCAAAAAGUCUAAAGGCAGUAAAGAUGCUAGCGCAGAAUCAAAGAUAGCAGAAACAGUAGGUGAAACACAAGAAACAAUUGCCGUUUCCCACAUUCACUCAAAUUUAAAAGAAGAGAACAUUCAAGAUGCCUCGAUGGCAGAAAGCAAAGACGAUGAGAACUCCCAGGAACUAAAAGCACAUCAAAAUUAUCUGAAGGGAUCGCAAAAGAAGAAAGAACAGACAAUUGCUCUGAAGAGCGCACAGGCGACACCGGAGAAAAGUCGUGCUGACCCAAUUAAAGAGCCAGUUGAGUCAGAAUCAAAUGAAAUAGUAAAGUCAACAUCAGUGGGAAUGGUAGAACGUCAGAAACAACAGGUUUCAGGCUUAAUCUCGGUUUCCAAAACUCAGCUUGGUUCAUUUUCAGAUAUUCUAGCAAGCCCAGAGGUAGUUAACAAAUCGACCGAGCAAGCACCAAAAGAUGAUAUGAGAGAGAAGCAUGAAUUGGAGUCUGUUACUGAGACAACUGCAUCUACUAAAAUAUCCAAGAUCAGCAUUGGUUCCACUAAAGUCCAGACACAAACAAAGAAAGAAAUCUUAAAUGAAAGCAGAAAAGUGAAACGAACUGACCUCCGAGCUCCCUCCCCAUCACUGAGAACCCGCUCUCCCUCGCCCACAUUCAUCACCAUCGAGUCCAUUCGGAGGACAGACUCACCCCAGAGAGUUACUCCCUCGCCUACACUGCUACACAGGCCAGCCACACCUCCCACGCCGCCACCACGGCGCUGUGAAACUCCAACGUCUCGUAUUGCGAGAAUCACACCCUCUCCGACGUUUGACAGAGCUGAGAAUUUGCCUCGACUUAAAGACACCACUGCCAAGCUCUCGCGCGGCGUUACCCCGCCACCGUUAAUUUCCCCACAGCUAAUGUCUGAGAGGAAGUCUGAAAUCGUAGAGACACCUGCAUCAUUCCAUCGGCAAAUCAAACUUGAGACCGCCCACGGCUCAGAGGAGACGUCCAUAAAGAAUCUUUUAGAAAAGAUAGAAAAAGAUACCUUGGAAACUCUCGAGUCUUUUAAUGUAAAUGAAACCCGAAGUAGCUCAGACAUCAAUCCGCCCUUUUGUAAUGAUAUCCCUGAAGAUAAUUCAGAGUUAUCACUGGCAUCAGUUAAAGAAAAGAGGGAAUUUUUUGAGGAGGCCCAAAAGGCUGAAAUGAAUAAAACCUAUAGCCGGAAGGAACCAAUUGCGAUCCCUGAACGGCUAGGCCCAGACCUGGAAGACAGCAACGAAGUUAAUUUGCACAAACAAAAUGAAGAACCCUCCAAAGCUGAUUUUGCCGGUCUUGUAAAUAAAUCUGAGUCAACAGAUAAAACAACUAUCAGCAAGGAGUUAGCCCCACAUGCCGAUUGGUUUGAAAAAAAAAGUGACAACUGCAUCAAAGAGAAAGAAGACAUCUCAGAAAGGGUGUUGCCAGAUUUCAACAUCCAGGCUUUUAAGAAAGUUUUUGAAAUGAAUGAGCAAAGAUUCUCGUUAGAUGAGCAGAAAGGGGAUCAGGAGGAGUCGGCGUCAAGUCGGAGAGAAGCGUCAGUCGACACAUCAAAGCCGCAAAGUCCUCCAGAGAUGCAGGGGGGCUUAGAGCAGAGCUCUACCCUCCCUCCGCAUGAAAAACUGGUAGAAAUUGUACGGACAGAUCCAUCAGCCCCCUCUGAGAACAAAUCAAUCACAGAGCACUUCUCAAACGUUGAUGUGUUGGGGAGCAAGGUCACGACGACAAGUGUCAGUCAGCAGUCUGGCAGCGCGUCAAGACAGUCGGCUCCUUUUUCUUAUGCUGACGCGGUGAAAAGAAAAACGGUCAGGCGGACGCAAACCUACGACAAAGACGCCACAGAGAACUUGUUGAAGAACUUCCACCACACCCGAAAAGAGAGCGAGACGGUCCUCGAGAGUUUAGGCUACACCGUGUCAGAAGUGAUGACGUCGCAAGCAAUGUCCCAUCAGACUCAUCAGACAACUAUUGUCUCCGGCUCGAGUUCCCAAAUCGGAGCUCUGCACAGUGUGUCGAAGGAGGGUUUACCCGAUGGAUGGAUGGAUAGUGGACAGAAAAAAGUACCAUAAAUCCUGUUUCUUUUGCGAGCAAUGCAAAAGUAAACUAAGCCUGGGAAAUUAUGUCUCUCUCCACGGACACUUCUUCUGUCUGCACCACUACAAACAACUCCUUACGUCCAAAGGGAUGUACAAUAAUGAACUCGGCCAGAAAGCUCCUGCAGGAAGCAGCGGAUUCGUCCCACCAGACCAGAAAC
Messenger RNA from Corythoichthys intestinalis (scribbled pipefish), 10313 nucleotides. RefSeq names its product xin actin binding repeat containing 2b (gene xirp2b). Gene Ontology annotation, cellular component: focal adhesion; stress fiber. Gene Ontology annotation, biological process: actin filament organization; actin cytoskeleton organization. The record is from RefSeq and is a predicted model, not a curated record. NCBI's taxonomy places the organism in Eukaryota, Metazoa, Chordata, Actinopteri, Syngnathiformes, Syngnathidae. Bases 499 to 10128 code for a protein of 3209 amino acids. The transcript has 10 exons. Gene Ontology annotation, molecular function: actin filament binding.